Lodderomyces theae is the source of this 579-nucleotide messenger RNA. RefSeq names its product mitochondrial 54S ribosomal protein bL31m (gene MRPL36). NCBI's taxonomy places the organism in Eukaryota, Fungi, Ascomycota, Pichiomycetes, Serinales, Debaryomycetaceae. Gene Ontology annotation, biological process: mitochondrial translation. Bases 1 to 579 code for a protein of 192 amino acids. Gene Ontology annotation, cellular component: mitochondrial large ribosomal subunit. Gene Ontology annotation, molecular function: structural constituent of ribosome. The transcript has a single exon. The record is from RefSeq and is a predicted model, not a curated record.
AUGCUCUCCAGGAUAAGCUCUAGUAGAGCUAUAAAAUCUCCCACAAUGCACCAGCAAGUCAGACACAAACAGACAAUAUCCAUGGUUGGUGAAGUAAAUCUAUCCUCGCGAAGAGUCAUGCGUAAAAUAAAAAUGGGCAGAGCACGUCCAGCCAUAAUGUACCAAUUUGACACAUUGGUCGAGCUUAGUGAUGGAUCAGUAAUCAAGCGUCGAUCACAAGCUCCCAAAGAUGAAAUCAGAAUGAUUAAUGAUCAAAGGAAUAGUUUGAGGUGGAACCCACAUAGAGCAGAUUUGGAUACUUCUGAUUUGACAGCCACGGGUAAGAUUGGUAAAUUCAGAAGCAAAUAUGCCGGAUUCAGUGGUGAAGAAGAAAACAAAAAUGGCAAAGCGAAUGAAGAUAAAGCAGAUACCAAAAAGGAAUUGUCAUUGGAAGAAGAGGAGGCGUUGAAGGCAAAAGAGAAGGAAUUGAACAAGGCAAGAGAUCAAGAGUUGUUUGACUUGAUGGGUGAAAAUGCAGAGGAGAUUGUUGGUGGAGGUAAGUUGUACGACAAGAAGGCAGACAAGAAGAGAUUCAAAUAG